AUGGCGCGGAAGAAGGUGAGGCCGCGGCUGAUCGCUGAGCUGGCCCGGCGCGUGCGGGCCUUGCGCGAGCACCGGGAUCGGCCGCGUGACUCACAGCGUUUCGAGCUGGACUACGAGACGCUGACGCGGCCGCUAUCGGGCCACCGGCUGCCCCUGCGGGCCUGGGCCGACGUGCGCCGUGAGAGCCGCCUCUUGCAGAUCCUCAACCGCCUACCACUCUUCGGCAUUGGCCGCAUGGUCACGCGCAAGUCCUGGCUAUGGCAGCACGACGAACCGUGCUACUGGCGCCUCACGCGGGUCCGGCCCGACUACACAGCGCAGAACGUGGACCACGGGAAAGUUUGGGGCAUCUUGACCUUCAAAGGUGAGACAGAAAGGCACCCCCGGGAGAUUGAGCAGGUCAUGCACCACGACUGGCGACUGGUACCCAAGCACGAAGAGGCGGCCUUCACCGCUUUCACACCCCCCAGCAAGACCCCGCCCGUCUCUGUGCCUUACCCGCCCCUCCUCCGAGCCAUGAUUCUCGCUGAGCGGCAGAAAAGCGGGGACCCGAGCACUGAGGAACCCAUGCUGAAUCUGAACAGUGAAGGUUGCACACCCUGGGACUACCCUGCCAGACUGAAGUCGAAGCUCAAGGCCAAGGGCACCCCAGUAUAA
Elephantulus edwardii (Cape elephant shrew) is the source of this 657-nucleotide messenger RNA. RefSeq names its product mitochondrial ribosomal protein S34 (gene MRPS34). The transcript is spliced from 3 exons. The record is from RefSeq and is a predicted model, not a curated record. Gene Ontology annotation, cellular component: mitochondrion; mitochondrial small ribosomal subunit. Gene Ontology annotation, biological process: mitochondrial translation. The coding region runs from base 1 to 657 and encodes 218 amino acids. NCBI's taxonomy places the organism in Eukaryota, Metazoa, Chordata, Mammalia, Macroscelidea, Macroscelididae. Gene Ontology annotation, molecular function: structural constituent of ribosome.